Molecule: messenger RNA, 834 nt
Organism: Helobdella robusta
Lineage: Eukaryota; Metazoa; Annelida; Clitellata; Rhynchobdellida; Glossiphoniidae
Exons: 2
Coding region: 1-834 (277 amino acids)
Source: RefSeq, a predicted model, not a curated record
AUGGCUGGUAAAGGAAGAUCUACGAAAAAUUCUAAUAGCGAUGCUCUACGAUGUGAAAAAGAAUCAACAGAUGUUCAGUGUGUUUGUUGUGGGAUUUCGUUUGCUGUCGGCAUGACUGAGGAAUCGUUAGAACUAUUGAAGGCAUGUGAUAAUGUCAAAUUUGUGUGUGAUGAGUGCUUGAAGUCACCAUCAAUAAAGGAUCAGGUCAUCAAAACAGUUGAGAGUGGAAAAGCUGAGAUAUGUGACAAGAUAAACAGCUUAAGUAAAGAGAUUAGAUCGGAAAUCGAUGCAAUCAAGGUAAAAUUGGAAGCAAAUGAAGGCAAAAUGUCUGGAUUGGAUGUCCCUGGAUCAAAGCUCUGUGAUGAGAUUUCGAACUUUAGAAAUGAAAUGACCAGAUCAUUUGCUAGCGUGGAACGAGAGGCAAAUAUAGUGGUUUUUCGACUGAGUGAAGGAACGGACGACAGAAACAGGGUUUGCAAGAUAAUCAGUCAUCUGACCGGUGGUGUCUGCGGUGAAACAAACAUAAUAAAGUUGGUACGACUUGGUAAGAAAAAUGAUACGGUGGUAAGACCAAUUUUGGUAAAGUUUGAUGAUGUCAAGGUGAAGGAACUCGUUUUCAAAAAUGUUUUUAAAAUGAAGUCAGUAGGCGAUAAUCUGUCUCAUGUUGGUCUGAGUCAUGAUCUUACUGUUGAGCAAAGAGAUGAACUUAAAAAAUUGAUGGACGACGCCAGACAGAUGGAGAAAAACUCAACGGAGGGUAUUUUAUACAGAGUGCGAGGAGACGUAGGAAAAUGGAAAAUAGUACAUUUUCCUGCAAGGAAAGAGUCAAACUGA